Saccharomyces eubayanus is the source of this 942-nucleotide messenger RNA. RefSeq names its product acylglycerol lipase (gene YJU3). The transcript has a single exon. Gene Ontology annotation, cellular component: membrane. Gene Ontology annotation, molecular function: lipase activity. The record is from RefSeq and is a predicted model, not a curated record. Bases 1 to 942 code for a protein of 313 amino acids. NCBI's taxonomy places the organism in Eukaryota, Fungi, Ascomycota, Saccharomycetes, Saccharomycetales, Saccharomycetaceae.
AUGGUUGAGUAUCCUUAUAAAGUGCAAACGAAAACGCCGGAACUGCAGUAUGAGACCUUCGAUGGUGCCAAGUUCGGGUACAUGCUUUGGCCCGUCCAGAAUGGCACUAACGAGGUCAAAGGUAGAAUCUUGCUAGUCCAUGGGUUUGGCGAGUACACAAAAAUUCAAUUCCGUCUUAUGGACCACUUGUCCCUCAAUGGGUACGAGUCAUUCACGUUUGACCAAAGAGGCGCAGGUGUUACAUCGCCGGGCAAAUUGAAGGGUGUAACAAACGAGUACCAAGUGUUCAAUGACCUUGAACAUUUUGUGGAGAGAAACUUGAGCGAGUGUAAAGCCAAGGGCAUCCCCUUAUUCAUGUGGGGACACUCCAUGGGGGGCGGUAUCUGCUUAAACUAUGCGUGCCAAGGUAAGCACAAGAACGAAAUAAGCGGGUACAUUGGUUCAGGGCCGUUAAUAAUCUUACAUCCGCACACUAUGUACAGCAAGCCAACCCAAAUAGCCGCCCCCUUACUGGCUAAGUUCCUGCCCAAAGUGAGGAUUGACACUGGUUUAGACUUGAACGGUAUGACGUCCGAUAAAGCGUACCGCGAUUUCUUGGGUAGCGACCCUAUGUCUGUUCCAAUGUACGGGUCAUUCAGGCAGAUCCACGACUUUAUGCAACGUGGUGCCAAGCUGUACAAGAACCAGAAUAACUAUGUCCAGAAGAACUUUGCCAAAAAUAAACCCGUCAUUGUCAUGCACGGCGAAGACGAUACCAUCAACGACCCCAAGGGGUCCAAGAAGUUCAUUCAGGAUUGUCCCUCUGACGACAAGGAACUGAAGCUCUACCCAGGUGCAAGACACUCCAUUUUCUCGCUAGAGACAGACGAAAACUUCAACACUGUGUUCAAUGACUUGAAGCAGUGGCUGGACCAACACACCGCAUCCGAGGCUAAACCAUAA